Messenger RNA from Nematostella vectensis (starlet sea anemone), 2062 nucleotides. RefSeq names its product galanin receptor type 3. Gene Ontology annotation, biological process: G protein-coupled receptor signaling pathway. Gene Ontology annotation, cellular component: membrane. Gene Ontology annotation, molecular function: G protein-coupled receptor activity. The record is from RefSeq and is a predicted model, not a curated record. The coding region runs from base 368 to 1354 and encodes 328 amino acids. NCBI's taxonomy places the organism in Eukaryota, Metazoa, Cnidaria, Anthozoa, Actiniaria, Edwardsiidae. The transcript is spliced from 2 exons.
GAAUCAGCAUUUGGCACACCGCGUGGCACUUUUGAGAGUACGUGGACGGCUGUUUAAACAAACCCGAACGCGAGGAUUUCUCGAAGGGAAAUCUUCGAAAUCUUGUCUAUGAGAUAGGAAACAUCUUGUCUUGAAUACGCAGAUUUUGGACCGAUUAUAGCAGUCUGCUCAAACGCAUAGAUGUCAUAGAAGCAAUAUUGUUUCGCCGGCUUGUAUAGGGGGAUGUAAAAGUUGAGAUAAUGUGAUUUUAAAGGGAGAAAACUAGCGAGUGCGAGAAGGUGCACUUCUGCACUUCAACAAACACAGUUACGCAAAUCUUUCACAAGAAGGACAAAGCAACAAGGAAGCCCACAGACUCCCCUCGGCCAUGUUCACAGACACAGACAUUGCUCUAAAGGUGAUCUUCUCGGCUAUUACCAUAAUAGGAGUAACAGGCAACGUCAUGGUUUGUGCUGUUGUCCUAUUGGUCAAUUCCAUGCGAACGCCAAUGAACGUCAUCCUAGUAAGUCUCGCAAUCUCGGACUUAUUUCUUCUCGUGUUCUUCAGCCCUACGUUCAUAUUUCGCGGGCUCUUCACACACCCGACUGGCACAACUGGGGACGUCCUGUGUGCUGUGCUUACCGGCGAGACUCUCGCUUGGAUGGGUGGAUACGCGUCGUCGGUCUUCCUACUCGCUAUUUCCGUGGAGAGGUACUUCGCCGUGGCGGAUCCGCAUAGCUAUGGCGCGAGUUUUGUGACUCGUAAUCUAAAACUCGUCAAUGGCGCCUGUUGGUUGUUUUCAAUCAUUUGGAAUUGCAUCCCUGGUUUUCUCUACAAGCGCUAUGACCCAACACUACAGUUCUGCAACAUGGUUUGGUCGCCGAGCGUUUUCAAGACGUACAGCAUGUUGUGCUUUUUCGUCUUGGGGGUAAUUCCACUAGCUAUCAUGACAGUAUUGUACUCGAGGGUCAUCUACAUUCUCUGGUUCAAGCAAGUGGUUGUGCAGAUCGGGGACCAGGAGAGACAAAGGAUCAAACGCAAGCGUGCCACUCGCAUGGUACUCAUCGUUACCUUCAUCUACGCAUGCUGCUGGUUCCCUGAAAUCACCAUUUUUGUGAUCUUCGCCUACGCGCCCGGAUCUAUCCGUGGCGAGAUAGCUUACCCCGCAACUGUUGCCUUGGUUUCACUCAACUCAAUGAUAAACCCUAUCAUCUACAGUCUCCAUAGCAACCACUUUCGUGUCCACCUUAAGCGCUUGGCGUGCUGUAGGUUGAGGCGUAAUGACGUCAGCGAUAAUGAUUAUUCGACCGGUGGGAGUAAAGCACGGCAACUUGCGCUGCGCAUACCCAUGGAAGGCUAUACCGCUCACAGCUAAGCAUGCCUGAAGAUUCAGAGCCGUCUUUCUGAUCUCACACCUCGCUAGCCACAAAGCACAAUGCCGAAACUGAGGAUGGUGUUUUAGAGGCUUUAUAUCCCAUUUCCAAGAACCGUAAUUGCUCGAAUAAGCGCCUCUCCCAAAUAAGCGCCUCCCCCGAAUAAGCGCCUUCCCCGAAUAAGCGCCUCCCCCGAAUAAGCGCCUUCCCCCAAUAAGCGCCUCUCCCGAAUAAGCGCCUCGCCUUAACGUUUUGCACUUUACAGACAUCGUUUUGUGAGUUGGACUGCACCCCCACUCUACAGUAGAAAGGAAGUAACGAUAACUAACAGAACUGCCUACCACAAUAUUUUUUAUGGUUCUGGGAGAAUCCUUCCUCCGGGGGGGGGGGGGGGUCUUCAGUGUCAAAGUGAUAGGGAUGCUCGUCGGGAAGGGGGGUUCUUCAGGGUCAAAGUGAUAGGGACGCUCGUCGGGAAGGGGGGGUCUUCAGGGUAAAAUUGAUAGGGAUGCUCGUCGGGAAGGGCGGUUCUUCACGGUAAAAGUGAUAGGGAUGCUCGUCGGGAAGGGGGUUCUUCAGGGUAAAAGUGAUAGGGAUGCUCGUCGGGAAGGGGGUUCUUCAGGGUAAAAGUGAUAGGGAUUCUCGUCGGGAAGGGGGGUUCUUCAUGGUAAAAGUGAUAGGGAUGCCCGUCGGGAAAUUCGAAAAAAUACCCC